AUGGAGGUACCCACUGCUGGCAGUAUGGCCAACGCGUUGUUUGCCCCCGAUCCCUUCGAUAAGCCGCUCGGUUAUGACUGCCCUACCGACCUGAGGACUAUGGCAAUCAAGUGGAGACCAUGCCAAAUGACGGUUGGAAACGAGCUAUUCUCCGGCAAAUAUCAUAUCGUUCUUGACUCGCAGCAACCGAGAGUGGCCUUCACACUCCGUACCAAGCAACGAGGUCAAGUGGUAUUCACUGCCAAGAACUGUUCGAUUGAGACCGGCUUCGAUCGAGAUGAUCCGGCUUUCGUCAACCAGUACCGUCAUCGGUUAAAGAUAGAGCGACCUCGACUUGCGUUCAUCAAGAUCCGACCCUCCGCACAGCCACCAAUUCCUUCCGCGGAGAGAGAAGAACCCAUCGACAAUACAGAACGUAGGGAUUGGAAGAUCCUCAAUUCGGUCCGCUGGGAAGAGAACGAGGCCGUCAUCUGGAUCCCGCAUGAGGAGAAGGAUGUCCAGAAAGGCCAAACCUGCUUCAAUCGGCUGGGACGACUCGUGCAGCUUGUCCGCACUAAUGCUGAUGGUCAACCAGAGCCACAGCCUAAAGCCUACUGGUUCUACGCAAGAAACCCAGUGACAGAAAACUCCGAUCGCAGUCCACCCAUGCCAUGGCUGUUCGAUUCUCAUGACCGCUACGCUGAGCUGAAACCGCAUGAUCCCUUCUUUAUUGAUGAAGAGGACAGAAGCUCGAUCCUGGUAGCAGCGACGCGAAAUGAGCGGGACUACCAGAAGGCCUCGCUUUUGGAGAUCUUCAAUCUUGAGCGUGUCCAUAAAGCUCGUUUGCGGACAGCCGGCCAAAAUGACUGGUGGUACGUCGAUGUGACCGUCAACGCCCAGCAGUUCCCUACACUGUCCUCCUCGACACAGGUGAGGUUCGCUAUUCGAGAUCCCGCCAACUUAGAGACACGGCUAGCCAAGCAAGAGCUCAAUCUCGAGGGCUUGGUCGUCAGUGACAACGAUUCCUUCAAAGCAGAUUUCACAAUGUUUGUUCGAGCCGAGCUUCAAGCAUAUGAGGGUCAAGAUCUCGUAGUUACUGCGAUUGUGACUCCUAAUUUGCUACCGGUCAACGAGCAAUUAGUGGCCCUCGAAGCCGUUGGCCAAGUGAAAUGCUUUGGAGAUAUGCCAGAGAACAAGAACAAAGGGUACUCGUUGCGAAAACUGGUCCUUGGCCAUGGGAGAGAGGUCGACCCCUACUGUCCGGAUUACUUCGAGCUAAACCUUCGCGAUAUAUCAUCCAUCGAGCAAGCCAAGCAGGAUGAGUAUCUCAAGCAUAUCGAGAAGGUCGUGCCACUCGACACUGAGCAAGCUCAAGCAGUGAGGAAGUCGACCGUCGCGGUUCCUGGAGGUGUGCAUCUCAUCGUGGGCCCCCCGGGUACAGGGAAGACCAGAACCGCGAAACGCAUUAUUCUCACCCUGGCAUCACUCGGUCUUAAGGUUCUGGUAGUUGCGGGAUCCAACAAAGGUGUGGAUAAUCUCUUCCAUCCAUUGUACGAGGCGACGAAGAAUGACCAGCGUUUUCGAAGCUGGUGUGGCACAGUCGUUCGCUUCAGAUCGCCCGCAUGCCAAUUCGCGACGAUCCGACAAGAUAGUGCCAAGCGGGGACCGAACAACACGCCUGAACUCUCGGACGUGGAGCGCGAAAUUGAGAAAUGCCAGACCCACACGCUAGUUCUGAAGCAUGCCCGCAAUACACCAACGGACCAGUGGAGCGCCAUCUUUUUGGAAUUGCUGGAAAAAGAUCGCAAGUCAGGAGUCCAAGGGCAAGAGCAGAUAAAGUUCCGGAGUGCGUACGAACACCUGAUGCGGCAAGUUUUCGCAAUGAAGAGCAUCAGAGUCGUUGCAAGCACGCUCAGUACUUCCGCUCAAGAGGAUUUGCGGCUGGCGUUCAAGCCAGACGUUGUCAUCUGCGAUGAGUCAGGUCAAUGCUUGGAAGGGGAUCAUAUGAUCCCCUUGACGAAAAAUGCCGAGACCGUCCGCGCUGUCAUCCUGCUUGGUGAUCCUGACCAGCUUCCGCCAACAGUCACCUCGGAAGGUCAGCAAAAUGAGGGUGCGCAGUACCUCAAGCGCUCCUUGAUGGCUCGUCUUGGCGAGUGCGGUUAUCCUUCUACCUUUCUCAAUGUCAACUAUCGCAAUCACCCGCAGAUCCUUGCCCUGUUCAAUCGGCAGAUCUACAACGGUCGUUUGACCGCGAGCCCGAUCAACAGUCAGCCCGAGCGCGUAGGGGAUACCUGGGAUGAGUUUACAAGGAAGCGCCACCACUUCCACGGCCAAAACAUAGCUGGUAUCCGACGCUUGUUCAUCAGCGUCAUCGGUUAUGCGGAGAAGGAGGAACAUGGCACCUCGUUCGAGAACCAGUCGCAGGCAGUGGUCAUUCGGCAUCUCCUCGCUGAAUUGUAUUCGUUCCAGACUGCCGCAGGUCAGAAGAUCAGUGCUGAAGAUGUCAUGGUCAUCAGCCCUUACAAGGCUCAACGCCGGCUUAUCUCCCGCAUGCUCAAGGAUAGUAGCCUAGCAGUUCGCGACAAUCUUACGGUUGACGCUGCGCAGGGGCAGGAGGCACCGAUUGUCCUGCUUUCCUUGACGAAACCCGGCAAGGACAUAAGGUCCUUGGGCUUUGUGGCAAGCAAGGAGAGGCUGAACGUAGCCUUGAGCCGUGCGCAAAAGGUCUUGAUCGUGGUCGGCAAUAUGGCAGCUUGGAACGAACAGUUUAUGACCUCGGUUAAACGGCUUGAGAGCGCAAAGGUCCUUCGAGGGCUUUUUGAGGAUGUCAGGCAGGAGGAACACGUCUUGACCUGGGUCGACCGGCGCACGGUGACUGAAGUUGAUCCCGAGCCAGGUUAUAUCUACUACAGCCAUGUCAAAGCUCCUCGCCUGGCGCAUCCGGUUAUGCCAUCUCAGCAAGAUGCCAUGGACAUUGACGAACCCGAGCAAGAGUUUCCGGCACGUGGAACUCCUCCCUUCGUUGGUCUUCCGCCACGGUCUAUGCCUUUUGACCAUGCUCAGCCUGAGCCCCUCGGCGGCCCUCCUCAGGCCGUGCCCUCUAGCCUUCCACAGCCUGCUCCUUUUGCCCUUUCGCACCGUCCGGCCUCUGGACUUCCUCAGAACCUGGCUGUGUCGUUGCCCGCUCGCCCUCCAUCGCCAAGUGAAGACCAACGAGCAAGGGACGACAGGCUUGCGGAGUUGGAAGCUAGAAGGCAUGCUGCCAUGGAAGGUCACAUGCAGCACCAAGCAGAUUCUGCGAGGGAAGCUGCACGAGUGGCGUGGUACGACAGGCAGAUGCGCGACCUUCGAAACCCUCAAGGCUCACGAGGCUCCAGGCAAGAACGCGCUCGUUCUAGAAGCCCGAGGCGGUAA
Messenger RNA from Penicillium subrubescens, 3393 nucleotides. Its product is annotated as P-loop containing nucleoside triphosphate hydrolase protein. The record is from RefSeq and is a predicted model, not a curated record. Gene Ontology annotation, molecular function: ATP hydrolysis activity; helicase activity. Lineage: Eukaryota; Fungi; Ascomycota; Eurotiomycetes; Eurotiales; Aspergillaceae. The transcript has a single exon. The coding region runs from base 1 to 3393 and encodes 1130 amino acids.